AUGCAGCUCAUUAUUGAGGAACUCGCCGACGCCAGCCUCACAGUGAAGCUGCGGCAAGGCCCUAUGGGCUUCUGGGAUGCCACCUCGCUUGCUGUUGCACCUUCACCUCCCGAUGAUGAGGCAUUCUUGGCGUGCGCGUCGAAUUCCGCGCGCCUCGACAACGUCAUUGAGACGAUGCUCGAGGUCAUCUCUUCCGUCUAUGGGCUCUUUGCUCUUGAGAUGAGUGUCGAUCCGAAGAAGGGUGAGGCUUUCUUGAAGUACCGAGGCGGUGGUUGCACGGCUGCUCGCGCCGCACGCCCAAUUGGAUCUCGCGGCGAGAUGCUGCUGCGCAUCCCCGGAGCCGACCCGCCGACCUUCGUGCGUGUCGUGAACCAGUACAAGCAUCUUGACAGUGUUGUCACCGACGUGGGCAAUCUCCUCGUCGAUGCAAAACACAGGAAGUCCGACGCCAUGCAGGCUUAUACCCCUGUGUGCAGUAAGAUCCUCGGCUCGUCGGCGGUGCCCGUGCCGCUGAAGAUAUAG
Prorocentrum cordatum is the source of this 522-nucleotide messenger RNA. The record is from the annotation of a GenBank genome assembly. NCBI's taxonomy places the organism in Eukaryota, Dinophyceae, Prorocentrales, Prorocentraceae.